GUCGUACAGGCGUUGUAACGUUGUCGUACGGUCGUCGUUCUAUAGCACGUCGGUCGGUGUGGUGCGCCGCGUAUACGUGCGCGAGCGAGGCGAUCGAGAGAGAGAGAGAGAGCGCAGGGCGUAGAGAGCGAGACCGUGUGCCAAGGGGGGCGAGCGAACCGCUGCGUGUCGCGCGGAUACCCUCUCGCGCGCCUGCCGGACCGGAGAGCAGAGCGGAGCCGAGCGGAGUCAUCGCCAUGGCCCCGUGCGCGUGGUCCUUCCGCGGUAACCUCAACCGGUUCCUCGUAAACGCGCCGAUCCUGCAGUGCCUGAUCGUGCUGGUGAGCCUGUUCAACUUCUCCCUGUGCCUCUACGAGGACCAAGUCGGCAAAUUCGAUUGGAGGCAGAACUACGUCGGGAGGAUCAAGUUCGCCAGCUUCGACACGGUGUCCACGGCGAAGAAGAUAAUCGUCGCCACCGAGGAGAACGUUAUUGCCGCGCUUAAUCUGAAGUCGGGCCAGAUAUUAUGGAGGCGGGUGCUGGAGAAAGGUUAUGGCGGUCACAUCAGGACCCUAGGCGGUGUCGCGGACGGGGAUUUGAUAUCCGUGAGCGGCGGCGUCCCGGCCAUCGUCCGCGCCUGGGACCUGGCGACCGGGCACAUACUUAACGAGUGGCCGAUUGCCGAGCCGAACUCCGACAGGAUAAAAGACGUAAAGUGGCACAUCAAAGAUGGAACGUUGCAUCACAUAUUACCCAUUUAUAACAGCGGAGUGGAGGUAACGUCUUACGACAGCAAGACCGGUGAAAAGUUGAAGACCCGGAGGGUCUCUGCGUCAUUUAUAAGCCGAGAAACAGAGUGUGUUCUAACGGCUCCCUACUUGGCGUGCUUGAAGGGAGACAGCUCCCUAGCUGUGGUAUUUCUAGUGCAUCUAUUCGACACGAAUGCGCAGUCACAGUCAGUCACGAUAAACACGAUAUUUGGGGCUGGCGCCCAAGGACCGUAUAAACUGGAGUCUGUGCCCGGGGAAGGACCUGUAAUUUCUAUUAAUGCCGAUAAUGACCAGCGAAAGCGGAUUUUAGUUAUCGGAGAGUCUCCAACUCCCAUACAGAGAGACAUCGCCGGUGACGCGACCCUUCACGUUGUCUCCGUCGACAACGAGAAGAUACUCUUGGAGACGACGUACAAAAAUGGAAAAAUAGAGAUAACGGCUACAAACCUGUUAUCGUCCGCGCUCGUACCUGAGUUAUCAGUCACUUUGACCCACGCUUCUAUACAAUCACCCACCAUAAUGGCAUCCGUUUGCCCGCGGCAAGCGAAAGGGAUAACGUGCCGUCACUUGUUGUCCUCGCAAGAUCACACCAUUGCGCUGUUGCAACACAAUAAGCUGGUAUGGGCAAGGGAAGAGGCGCUCGCCAGCAUUGUGGCCGUUGAAAUUAUGGAAUUGCCCAUGUCCGACAGGGAUCAAGCUAUCGAGACGGAAUUCGAUCAGAAGGAGAGUAUUGAUGUAGACAGUUCAUGGGACGUGCUAAGUAUGUUUCUUCGAAGGAUCACUUCGCAGAUUAAUCAAGCCAGAGCGUUCUUUCAAACGAUACUGGAUUUGGUACCUCAGCAGUCCAAUCAACGUAUUGAUCUGGUGCAAGAUAAGUUCGGCUUGCACAAAAUGAUCGUAGCCGUCACAUCCGCCGGGAAGUUGUACGGUAUUGAGACCAGAAAAGGUGAAAUUAUCUGGCAGCUCAGGCUGCCCAACAUCCGCGGUUUCACGAAGCUGUCUAACACGAUGAUCCUGUACGUGCAAAGGGGCAGCAGGCAUUUUCCUCAUCCACCUCAAUGUGCAUUAUUAGCGGAAGAUAAAGAAACCGGAGAGGGUGUUAUAUACACCUUCAAUCCGAUUACCGGACAGUCGUUGGACGGGCUGGUGAAACUUGGUUACAAAAUAAAGCAGUCUAUGUUAUUGCAUGUAGCGACCGACGACUUCCUACGCGGUAUCCUCAUUCUUGAUGCACGGGAUAAAGUUCACGUAUAUCCCGACAGCGCUACCGCAGUUGCGGCUUCGCUCGGGAAGAACACGUAUCUCUUCACCGCUGAUCAAACGACGGGAAUAUUAUCCGGCUUCUCUCUUUCGUACAGCACAACUCAGGAGUUAAUCGCUCACAAAGUGUGGGAGCUGCUGCUGUCGCCAAGAAACCAAAGAAUAACGCAGGUUGUAGCGAAAAAUCCAAUAGAACGUGUGCACUCGCAAGGGAGAGUCUUGAGUGAUAGAUCAGUAUUGUAUAAAUACAUUAAUCCUAAUUUAGUGGCCAUAGUGACAGAAGGCAUUGGACAUGCCCAUAAGAGUACGCUUAAUUUAUAUCUACUAGACGUAGUAUCUGGGGCUAUGAUUUUUUCUAUUACGCACAAGAGAGUACGUGGUCCAAUCCAUAUUGUGCACUCGGAAAAUUGGUUGGUAUACAGCUAUUUUAGUGAGAAGGGACGUAGAACAGAAAUCGCUACGUUAGAACUCUACGAAGGAAAGAUACAGAGCAACAUCACAGUGUUCUCUUCUUUAGCAACAACAAAAUUGCCAAUUGUAGAAAGACAAGCUUUCAUUUUUCCGGCAUCUAUAGAUUAUAUGCAGGAAACAAUCACAGAAAAGGGUAUCACUAGCAAACAUAUAAUAGUCGCUUUAGCCAAUGGUGGAAUAUUAGAGUUGCCGUGGAUGAUGGUGGAUCCACGACGGCCUAUUAAUCCUGAAAUGCGAGAAGAAGGGGUCAUACCAUACAUGCCAGAGAUUCCAGUCCAUAUGGAUGCUAUUAUUAAUUAUAAUCAAAGCGUUUCUAGGGUUAUGGGUAUUCACACUAGUCCCAGUGGCCUUGAAAGUACUUGUUUAGUUUUUGUACAUGGUCUUGACCUGUUUUACACAAGAGUGGCACCGUCUAAAACAUUCGACGUCCUAAAAGAGGACUUUGAUUAUUAUCUUAUUGUGAUAGUACUCGCAGCGCUGUUGAUCUCAUCGUACGUCACCAAAAAAUUAGCAUCCCAAAAAGCUCAAAAGCAAGCGUGGAAAUGAUGCCUUGUUUUUUUAGAAUUGUGUAAUAUUUAUGAAUCUGUUCACUAUAGGCAAGAAUUUUUCCUAAAAACAACUUGUAAGAUAUACUGUUUUAUAAAUAGCUAAUUUUAAAAUACAA
Molecule: messenger RNA, 3144 nt
Organism: Vollenhovia emeryi
Lineage: Eukaryota; Metazoa; Arthropoda; Insecta; Hymenoptera; Formicidae
Gene: EMC1
Product: ER membrane protein complex subunit 1
Exons: 15
Coding region: 237-3026 (929 amino acids)
Biological process (GO): protein folding in endoplasmic reticulum
Cellular component (GO): EMC complex
Molecular function (GO): protein binding
Source: RefSeq, a predicted model, not a curated record